Molecule: messenger RNA, 2790 nt
Organism: Ictalurus furcatus (blue catfish)
Lineage: Eukaryota; Metazoa; Chordata; Actinopteri; Siluriformes; Ictaluridae
Product: IgGFc-binding protein-like
Exons: 8
Coding region: 388-2790 (800 amino acids)
Source: RefSeq, a predicted model, not a curated record
CUUCAUGGGCAACUGUACCUAUAUCAUGGCCAAGAACUGCCAUGUGGACAGUUUUCACCCAGCUUUUGAAGUCCAAACUGAGAAUGAACGGCUUGGCAGUACAAAAACCACCACUGUUAACAAAAUCAUUGUCAAUGUCUAUGGUAUAAACAUCACAAUUGUACGCCACGAGACUGGGAUUGUACGAGUAAGUAUAGACUAUAAAAAUGUGUUAUCCAGAUGGUGGGUUAUGAUUAUUUUUUCAAAUGUAAUGUAUAACUGUACUACUAGUUUAUAUCAUGACAUUUAUUUACUACUUUUGUUCAGAUUAGUGAUUCACUCUGGUACCUUCCAAUCUCCUUGGACAAUGGCAGAGUAACUCUUCAACAAAGUGGUCUGUCAGUUAUUAUGAAGACAGACUUUGGAUUGUCAGUGCAGUAUGAUUGGGAUCAGUAUUUAGUGGUGAAUAUACCAGGGAGCUUCAUGGGAAGAAUGUGUGGCAUGUGUGGAAACUUCAAUGGAAAGAAAGAGGAUGACCUCACCACUCCUACCGGCAGUGUAGCAAGCAGUAUUCCACAACUGGGAAUGAGCUGGAGAGUACCAGGUUUACCAGGAGAUGCCUACUGCAGUGAUGAUUGUGUGGGCCAGUGUGAGAGCUGUCAGGGAGAAUCAUGGUUUGAACGUUUGGCCGCAAAGGCCUUCUGUCACUUGGCCACCCUUCUCACUGAUGGUCCAUUCCAAGAUUGCAACUCUGUCAUUGAUCCCAAGAUUUUCUAUGAAAAUUGCCUUUUCGACUACUGUAUGGGAAAAGGAUACAAAAACUUCCUAUGUAAGACAGCAGAAAUUUAUACAGAUGCUUGUCAGCGAGCUGGCAUUCGUGUGCAUGACUGGAGAUACAUCAUUGGCUGUUCUACCCCUAAAUGCCCGGCAAACAGUCACUUUGAGUCCUGUGCCUGUCCUGCUACCUGUGAGAAUCCCACUCCUUCUGCUGAAUGUAAAGCAAACUGUGUAGAGGCUUGCACUUGUGAUGAUGGAUACUUGUGGAGUGGAAACAAGUGUGUCCCUAAGAAUCAGUGUGGCUGCAUGUUCAAAAGUGGAGGUGAUGAGCGUUACUUACAGGCUGGAGAAUCCAUCUGGGCUGAUGACAACUGCAGCAAAAACUGUACCUGCAACCCAACAAACGGUGAAGUUGUAUGUGAAAACAGCGGUUGCUCAGGUGGAACAGAAUGCAGUGUAGUCAAUGAGAUCAGAGGCUGCCAUCCAGUGCAUCAUGCCACCUGUAAUAUCUAUGGAGAUCCUCACUACAGCACAUUUGACAACAGCACCUAUGCCUUCCAGGGCACAUGUACUUACACUGCUGCUCAGGGCUGCCACCUUGAGGGAACACAACUCACUCCGUUUGCAGUUACAGUGGAGAAUGCAAAGUGGAAUGAGAUCCAAUUAAGUCCAAAUGUCUCUAUGGCCAAUAUGGUGAUUGUGCAAGUGUACGGCAUGACUUUAGUGCUGCAAAGGAAUCAACUAUAUCAGAUAAUGGUUAAUGGAUUAUGGACCAACAUUCCUGCAAGUCUUGAUGAUGGAAAAGUGAGGGUCCAGCGAGAAGGCAAUCAAAACGUAAUAUUAACAAACUUUGGCCUGAGAGUCACUUUCAAUAUGAUUUAUCAUGUCACCAUUACAGUCCCAAGCAGCUAUGCAGGAAAGACCUGUGGCUUGUGUGGAAACUUUAAUGGUAAUAAGAAUGACGAGUUCCUGUUGCCAAAUGGCAAGGAAACCAAAGAACUGAAAACAUUUGUAGCUGCAUGGAAAGUACCUGCUCCUGGUGUUGUGUGUGAUGAUGGCUGCAGUGGUGAUUUCUGUCCAAAGUGCCCUGAAGAUAAGAAAAUUGUAUUCGAAAAGGACUGUAGUAUUAUUACCAACCCUGAAGGCCCAUUUGCUGCCUGCCACAGUGUAAUUACCCCUGAUUCCUACUUCCAAGAUUGUGCCUAUGAUAUCUGCAUGGGUGAAGGAAAUCAGAAUAUGCUCUGCCAUGACAUUGCUGCAUACAUGACUGCCUGUCAGGAUGCAGGCGUUAUUGUUCAAAAUUGGAGAACACCAACAUUUUGUCCCUUAUCAUGUCCUGCCAACAGUGCCUAUGAAAUCUGUGCAAAGUCAUGUGAUGUACCUUGUCCUGGCCUUACUGAAGUUAUGAAUUGUAAUAUUCAGACCUGUGCUGAAGGCUGCAUGUGUAAACCUGGAUUCUUUAACAAUGGGACUGGCUGCGUGACAGCAGAUCAGUGUGCCUGCUAUGAGAAUGGACUAACCUAUAAGAUUAAUGAGACUGUCAUCACAGAAUCUUGCCAAGAAAGUUUGACCUGUCUUUCAUCUGGAAAAGUAAGCCAUGAAACCAUCGAAUGCAGUUCUAUUGAAGUCUGCGAGAUAAAGAAUGGGGUUCGUGGCUGCUAUCCAAAACCUAAUGCUUCACCAGGUAUCUGUUGGGUCAUGGGAGAUCCACACUACCGUACUUUUGAUGGCGAAUACUACAAUUUCAUGGGCAACUGUACUUACAUCAUGGCCAAAAACUGCCAUGUGGACAAUGAUCAUCCAGCAUUUGAAGUCCAAGCCAUGAAUAAACGUACUGGAAGCUCAAAAGCCAUCAGUGUCAGUGGUGUCAUCAUUCAAGUCUAUGGUCAAACCAUCACCAUUUUGCAACAUGAGAAUGGGUUUGUCAGAAUUAGUGAUUCACUUUGGUACCUUCCAAUCUCCUUGGACAAUGGCAGAGUAACUCUUCAGCAAAGUGGUCUGUCGGUUGUUAUGAAUACAGACUUUGGAUUUUAG